Amoebophrya sp. A120 is the source of this 6326-nucleotide messenger RNA. The record is from the annotation of a GenBank genome assembly. Lineage: Eukaryota; Dinophyceae; Syndiniales; Amoebophryaceae.
AUGUCUUGUUUCAAUUGCUGCGGGAAAAAGCCGAACAGUAGCUCCUCGUCGCUGCCUAUCAAACGUAAAAAUGUCUGGGUCUGGAAGGUGGCAACUUGUGAUGCUGUCUUUGGAUUCCAAAAAGAUCUGUCUUGCAUGACUAGCAAAAGGAGUCCAGUUUGUGCUACACGGGGAGGGCAUUUCUCAUGCGGAACAAGCAUCAGGAAGCCUGAAAAUCUGGGAUGCUAGGGCGUGCAGUACAGGCGUCAUUGGUCAUGCAAAAUAUGUAUGACAAACCCGGCAACAUUCCAGACCCAGAUACUUUUGCAUUUGAUACCGCCGUCGGCCGAGAAAAAUGACUCCCGUACGACGAGAACGGGCGGCAGCGCGGGAGGGGACUCUUACGACACUUCGAAAGACCAAACCGCGCAGGAUGCGCUGGACGUGCGGAUUCAAAUUAUUGACACGGAUGGGGGGCUCCAGGGGGUAAAACGGGACAAACUGUUUCCUGGAAAUGCUGUUGACAAUUGUUUUCUCUCGAGUGCUCCUGUGUUGAUGGCAUCAUAUGCAUAUGAUUUGUGAUGAGUGAAAAAUCGAAGAAAUUGUAUUACUGCUGUUUGUUGAACUAAUUCAAGUUCAAAUCUGAAGCGUAACGUACUUCCGAAAUUAUAGAAAUGAAAAUUCCUCCAGGCCAAUGACCCCUAUAAUCGCCGCACCACGACAGACGACUUUACCGCUAGUGACCACGACCUGACCGUCAGCCGGAUUCCCAGUUUCGUGUCUGCGGUGGAGCAUAUUUCUCAACAGACUGGAUUGCCGCCGAUAUCAUGAGGAAAAAUGCCCCCUCCCCAUAUCGAAACGAAGUUUCUGAUGCUGGAUUUCCAUACACAAAUCAGAUUUGUCUUGCAGUAGAGGAAUGCAGGCAUAUGCCAAGCCUCAGCCGAGAGGUUUUGACGUAGGCGCCUAGCAUGACAAACGUGCAUGCUCUGAGCCAAACAGCAUCACAAACCGCCUGAAAAAUGCGGAACGCUUUCUGUACUUGCCUUCUUGCAAGACAGACAGGAUUUGAGGUCACAAAUGCGCAUCACAAAUUUUCAGACGGAUACGGUUUCGAUAUGGGGAGGGGGGAUUUUUCCUUUUGAUAACCGACUCGUGAUCAUCCUACAACUAGAACUAGCGCAGGAGCACGAGUAGAUCAUCCGCAUCUCCAGCCACCACCACCAGCAGGACACCUACGGCAAGAAACAACUACGUCCACUUUUUUCUACCAGCCGACGCGGUCUCACUUCAGUUCAGCCUCCGGCGCCUCCUCGUCGCACGGCGGGGAGCAGCAUCGCGGCACGCGGCCCGGAGGAACGCAACUUGAGGUGGACCAGCAAAGCCAGCAGGAGACCUUCUACACUGCAGCAGGGGCGGGAGCUGCAUCCUCUACCGCCGGAACCACGCAAAGAACAGCAAAUUACUAUCAAGGCGCCACGAGUUCUAGUUCUGCUUCUUUCAGAGACGGCGGGACGAAUAAAGGUAGUGCGGCUGCUGGUACAACUAGUACUAUCAACAACGCCACGGCCGAGAACCGGUCGAACCGAAGCUACAGUAUCAGCCUCGCGAGCAGCGCCAGCGGUUUUCCGGGGGAGAAGAAGGCGCCUGCGCCGGGAGCAGCCAGUAUUGGUGCUGGGGGAUCAACUACACCAGGACGAGGAGGAGCCCAGGAAUUUGUACUUCUAGACCCCCAGCUGCAUACUAAUUCGAUCGCGGGCACAACGAAUAAGUCUUCGCCCAGCAACAGCCCCAGCAGUCUGUAUUACAGUUACCGCGAUAAGGAACUGCAGGAGGAGAUCGAACACCAGCAGAAUCUUCUACACAACCCGCCCCGGCGGCGCUCCCUCUCCGUGAAGCUCCGAGAGGGUUUGGGGCUGGUCACGAAGUCGGUCAGCACCACGGCCACGCUCCAAUCGGUCAUCUCGUCCGGGGAAGAAGAGGACUUCGGUUUUGGUGAGGUGAAGAAGAAACGACGAAAGUUCGCGUUCGCCCGGUGGUUCCGGAAGAAACGGAUCAGCAAGGAGGACAAGGCGAAAAAUUUCCGAUUUUGGCAGGAAAUGCAGGAGAAGCGGCUGAAGCAGGGGAAUCCGAACGUGGUGUUGGAUUACCGAUGGCUCAAACCACUGCUGGACGUGUUAAACGCCGACGCGGGCGACGCGAGUGUGGAUUUGCAGUUGAAUAAGUCCUUCGCCAGUGGGUGUUACCCCCUGUUUCUGUUCGCCGGCGCGUGCCCAUCGGGAAUCACCAAGUCGAUGCAAGCGAUACUGUUCGUGUACAAGUUUCCAACCGCCUCCUCGAGCGGGAGCGGAACCACCAGGCGGCACAGCCUGACCAAGGGCAGGGGCUUGAUGGGAAACAAAGGCGGAAAGGAAGUCGCCGCUGGAAUACCUGGCGGUAGGUGUGAUUCGUUCGUCGUAUUUAUUACUUGAUCACGACCACGACGUAGUUGCUACGUCAAUUUUCUAUGCAUGGUAUUGAUAGAUCUUCUUGUUGUAUUUCUUUCUCAUGCUGGUAAGAAAAGAUAAGAAAUCGGUGAAGAACUUCAUUAAAGAACUUCACAACUACUCGUAUCACUAUCAGGUGGCACUAUCGAGUUUUGGUGGGUGAAGCCCGCGGACAAAACGAAUAGCACCCUGGAUUUGAACCUUUGCCAGCUCCAUACCAGUGGGAAACACAAGAACAGCUGCGGGUCGCAAACGAAGUCCGGGUACGAGCAGAUCGCGAACUACUUCAAAACUAACGCGACGUACGGGGAUUUUCAGUUCGGCAUCGAAAUCGUCGAGCGCGACGACGGGUCCCGAGUGCCCAAAGCGUAUUUGGACCGGGUGGCAAACAUCGAAACGGGAGGGGACAGAGACAGUGUUAUGGUCGCCGGUGCUGGAUCAACAUUGGUAGGCACGCCAGCAGGAGGUGCAGCUGGGGGUGGUCCCCUGGCUGGUGCAGCUGCAACCACGCCGGGAGCGGCGAGUUCGGUGGCGGCGAGUAGCACUUUCGUGGAACAAACAGGCCGUGGUAUCCUGAGUAAAAACGUACCCACACCAGAGUCAAGAUGGGGAAUCGGCUAGACAAAUCCACAAGUUUUGGCUGUUUUGCAUGACAAAUUUGGAUUCGUAGUGUAGUGCUGUUUGAGCUAGCUCAGCAGCAUCACAGAUCUAGCAUACCAUGCUGAUUGGAGCAUGACAAUUUGCAAAACACGACUAGAAAAUGCUUCUCAUGGAGCUCCGCAUGAGAAACAUUUUCAGCAUGCGGAUUUGCAUUAGAGUGAGGUAACAAACUAAAUCUGGAACUUCGCGGUUGAGUUCUCAUCCGGCCGGCGGCCGGAUAAGAACUCAACCACACCACCGGCGGAAUCCGGCCGGCCGACCCGGUUCUCUUCCCCCGUCCUCAACCGGUCGACCCACUCUUCUCCCCUGUCCGCCCCCGGGCCGAGUUGUUUCACUAGGGAAAAAGCCCCAGCUUUGUGAUGCAAAGGUAGGCGGCAGCAGGCAAAGGCAGCGGAAAACGCCAAAACCCCAAAAGCAGCCGCGUGCGCUUUCUAUUCUUUAUCUGCGCGGCUAUUUCCGCACGUGUUCUUACCAUUUCACGCGGUUUGUGCUUUCUAUUUUUCCUGCUUUGUCCUUCUGAGUUUGUACCUCCAGAAGCUCUAUUCCAUGCAAACGGAGCGACUGCGCUUUGCUUCCGCGCUACUACUACUAAGUAAUAGAAGACACCACUUUGCUGCUACUGCGUUUUUUCUGGCUCUCGCAGCUUCGGGGCGCAGUGACAGCCCCCAUUUUUAUCGACCACACCACGGCGCUGGCACUCGCGCGCCCUAGGCUAUUGGCGUAGGCCGCCCGCUUCUGUCUCUGUCCAAAUGCGGGGCCCCAUAGGAACAAGCAUGGGGAGACAGACGGCACCGGCAGCACGCUGCUGCCGUCGGGGGUGGUCGAGUAGACCCCUGGCAGCAAGCGGGCAACCGCUGGAAGCGGGGAAACGCGGAAAGGGGGGAACCAUGCCUCCGCUUUCAGCGGUGUUCCGCUCGGGCUCCCCACUUUCAUUGGUUGCCCGCUCGCUGCCAGCGGUUGCCCGCCUUCAGCGGCCGCCCGCUUUCAGUGAUUGCCUUCUGCCAGCGGUGGCUUGCCUUCUUUCAGCGGCUGAGCGUUUUCAGCCGCUGCCCGCUGCCACCGGUUGCCGCCUUUCAGUGGUUCUCCGCUUCCAGCGGUUCCUCCGCUUUAAGCGGCUUCCGGCUCGCUGCCAGCGGUUUAUCGGUGGAACCACCUGAGACUCGACCACCCCGGAUGGAAGUAGAGGGCACACACCUAGAAGCGCAAAAAAAAAAGAAAGCGCAAACUGCAUGAAAUAGCGGCACAGAUCAAGGCUAAUCAAUGAAAGCGCAAGUGCCUGCUUUACGGGUUUCGGCACUUUCCGCUGUCCUUGCAUGACAAGGGUGGGACUUUUUGCAUAGUGAAGCAACACGGCUCGGGGAUGGGUGAGGGAGAAGAGUGGGUGGACCAAUGGAGGAGGGAGGAAGAGGAUCGAUCCGGCAGGCCGGCCGGCCGGAUACCGGUCCGCCGGCGAUGAGGUUGAGUUCUCAUCCGGCCACCGGCCGGAUGAGAACUCAACCGCGAAGUUCCAGAUUUAGUUUGUUACCCCGCUCUUACAACUCUGGUGUAUGUUGGCAAAGUUGGUAGGAAAUGAGGUUGAUACUGUUGGCAAAAAAUGUUGGUGGUUGGCAAAAAAGUUGGUUGGUGGCGAAAAGUUGGUUGUUUGCGAGUAUAGUAUGGAGCGGCCGGGAGAUGAUGGUGAUGGCACUUCGGUGUCCGCCUGACCUACCCCCCCUGCGUGUCAAGCCAUCUGCGGCCUGGGGCAGAGGGGGGGGCAAAGUGUGCUGCAAUUCCUUUUAGCAUUACAACUCUGGUGUGGGUACGUUUUUACUCAGGAUACGUGGCGGUGGCGGUACCACAACGACCUCCAUGCUGCGAAGCGUUUCGCCGUCGCAGAACAGAACCGGGAUGCUCGCGGCGCGCGGUUACAUCUCGCUCAUCUGGCAAGAGAGUAUAGAUACCUAGCACGUUUUUUAUCAUGCCGGAAUUAUUGUAGCUUAUGCUUAUGGUUAUGCUCACAUUUGCUUUUGCAUACUACACCCCUUAGAACAAAUCGAAUCAAUCAUGCUCGAUCUCCGAUGUCUAGCAAAAUUUAUUUCAGAUUGGGCCGCCUUUAUGGGUCGGUUCAUAGAAGGGCGGUUGGUCUACCGGCUGCCCGAAUACGAAGAGGGUCCCAACCUGCGGUCCCGCGAGUACCACAUCCGAGGCAGCGAGCCGAUCCGCGUGCUAUGCUGAGCAAAAGUAUACUUACUUUUAUACGGCACUCCUGCAACACCGCAAUCUACGAGCCUCCUUUUCAACCGUAGCUUUUGUUUCCAGCAAUACAACAAACUUCAUGCUCUAGUACUUCGUGCGGUACGAUUUGUAAACAUUAUGCGGUGUACUACACUACUGGAGCUAAGUGCGGUAGAAGUUGUAUUUUUGCGAUGCAUACGUUCGAGGGGACUACGAGUCCGUGCCGUUCGAAAACGUUUUUACGGAUGGGAUGGAGAAAAUUAAGAUCAUGUGCGAGGGUGUGAACUGGAAAACCGCACCGCUGGACGAGAACAAUCUGUCUGCCGUCGCGGGGAAGAAGCUGCGCAGGACAGUGUGAGAACGAAGCACAGUUGCUGCUGUACUACACGAGGACAGUGUGGUCGCGGACGUCGGCGCUGGUUCUACUACAUAAGAAAAAUGUACUACGCGAAGAUGAUGCGUUGUGCCGGAAAACUUUCAGCUGAAUGUCAAGUUCUGCUUCGUAGAGAAAAUGAAUCCUCACUUUUAGUAUAAUCCAUUGAAAUACUCGAGCCUAUUCGAACAAAUUUAUGAUGAUGAUGCAAAAAUAAACGUAAGCCUGUUCUCUGCAUCACCUGCAGUGUACGUAGUUGGUUGACGUAACAAGCCCUCUCUGUACAUGUGUAUACGAAGUCAUUUUCCACUUUCAAACCUUUUCUUUUGCAGCGCGCAAUGGGGAGGCGGCGCUUUGAUAAAACCCCCCUUGAAAGGAAAAUCCUGUGCAUUUUUCCACGGGCUUAGAUAAACGUUGACGUGCACCUUUUGCUCCUAUAACCAGGUCUUUUGCCAUAUCAUUGUCGCACCUGCAUGACACGGGCUCAACUCUUUUCAUAACGCACCAUCGAAACAAAUCUGGAACACAAACUUCGCAGAAUUUCAACUCACGCAGAAUUAUCCCAUGAAAGUUGAUGCAGCCCUUCCUGGCCGCGUCUCGAAGAUUUCAGAAAAAAC